AUGCUCUUCGUCGAAGUUAAGGUAAGGUCUCCUGAUCGCUCCUAGGAUGCCCACAGCCUUCUUUGCUAUCUUGGAGCAGUGAGACGAGGGAUAGAGAGUGGACGUCAUCCACACACCAAGAUCCUUUACCUCAUUUGCAAGCUCGAGUUCGUGACUGCCAAGGAAAUAGUGAUAUUCAGAUCCCAAAUCCUUUCUGCAACUAAACCUUAGUCGGAUGAAUUGACAUUUGUUGAAAUUGGGGUUGAGAAUCCAUUCAUCACACCACUGUUGCAGUCGGUCUAAGAUGUUCUGCGUGUUUGGCGCGUCCUCUGGCUUUUCAGUUGAAUUCCACAUCUUCGAGUCAUCUGCGAACAUUACAUUCUCGCAGGUUGGGCAGUCUAGACAAUCGUUCACAUAUAUCAGGAACAGAAUAAGACCUAGGACGCUCCUCUGUGGCACACCGCUGUGAACGGUUUCCCACUCCGAUUUGGCAUCACCAAUGUACACCCGAUGACGUCCGGCUGUGACGAAGUCGGUCAACUACUUGAGAGGUUUAUGUAAACUUCAUCAACUGACAAACCCAUCUCUAGGAAUUUCGUCCAGCUUUCCAUGGAUACGAGAAGGUUAGUGAGACAGGAUCGACCACCUCUUAAUCCAUGUUGAUGCUCACUAAGCAAACUGUUCUCCUUUAUAUGUUUCAUCAGUUUUCUUUUCACUAUUUUUUCCAUUAUUUGCAACAAAUUCUUAUGAGACGCACUGGACUGAAGCUAUUUGGCGAGGUUCUUUCUCCCCCUUUAUAUAUGGGAAUGAUUUUGGCUAGCUUCCGGUCAGUAGGCAGAGCUCCUACUUCCAUGGUACUUUCGAAGAUCUUGGAGAGUAGGGAGGCUAGUUGGUCUGCGAGUUCAUAGAGAACUUUUGCGGAUAAACCAUCCGGACCAGGCGAUUUGUGACGGAACUACCCUGAUUGAAGUUAGUCAAAAAGCCAGGUCUGGACCGAAAAUCUACAUCCUCACUUCGAGGACUUGUUAGCAAACGAUGCAAACCAUCAAGUAUUAUAUUCCGUGGUGGUGUAGGGGUGUUCAGUUGAGGGUGCACGUGAUGGUCGUAGCGGGUCGGUUACUUGCUUGAAGGUGUAGACUACGCGUAGUGUCUGUUUGCCGACACCAAAUUCUCACAUGUGGUUUCCGAAGCUUGGCUCUACCUAGCGGCCACACUCCGACAACCACCUCGACAGGCGGGCUAAGCCUGCUGAGGAUGUCCGUGUGUUCAUCUUCACACACUGUAACUCGGCUCUGCUCCCACCUUCGGGGGGCCGGAUGGAUCACUACCACGACAUCACCGAGAUUGGGCUCCGUGUGCCACCCCGUAGGAGGCCACACGCCCUCAGAAAACUACUGACUCAGGGGCUGGAAGACCACCCCAAUACUUCUUCUCCGCAGCUAUUCUGAGUCCAUCUUCUCUGCGUCUUACUCUCGCCACCCUCUCCUCUACUCUACCCUCUUACCCCACGAUCGAACGUCCCAUGGAUCACCGCAUCGCCACCCCCCAGAUAACGCUUCGUCCGCAACCCCGCUUGAGGCCACAAGGUAAGUUACCGCCUCCCGCCCCCCGUAGGUAGGCCAAAUAUUGCUCUGUCGCCUCUGCUUUUUGCUUGUUUUUGCUUGCUCACCCUUGUCUGCUCGUCUGUUUUUGUCCUUGUUUUAAGUCAGAUAUCGUUCUGUUGACUUUUUCUGCUCAGCGUCUGUAUUUUAAAAACCAGUUAGCUCAGAGAGGGACGGAAACUCUGCUUCCCGUCUCUAUGCACUUCCUCCAUCGUCCGCCUUCCCCUCGCUCCAAAAAGUCCAAUGGCGAGUGCGAAAGCGAUCUCGUAGGCAGCCCAGGCUAACUCGGGUGGUUCUCUCCCUUAACAAUGUCACGACUCAGAAUAGAGCUCGGCAGCAGCCUGGGACAACUGAACAGCCCUGUUUAGGGAGAGCACUGCUCGCCCCGCGAGGGGGAUGGGUUAGAAAAGAUGUCCUGAAUAAAUCCUGGGAUCACACCCUCUGCGUGCUGACCGUGGCUUUCAGACGCAAGACACACAGUCGAAUCAAUACUCUCGCCCCGACCGGAACGGAGGGUAACCCUGGUGGCUCGGGAACUGGCGAACUACAAGGUGAACAUCGCGGCACUCAGCGAGACCCGGUUCUCCGAACAAGGCCGACUAAAUGAGGUGGGUGCUUACUGCACCUUCUUCUGGAGCGGUCGCUGUCAUGCGGAGCGACGUGACGCGAGCGUCGACUUUGCCACCCACAAAGUCACCGUGGGACGACUGCCCUGUUUGUCGCGGGACAUCAACGACCGCCUGAUGAAUCUCCACCUGCCCUCCGGUGAGGCAAAUUCGCCACCAUUUUCAGCGUUUACGCUUCCCGAUGACCAGCCCUGA
Messenger RNA from Spirometra erinaceieuropaei, 2401 nucleotides. The record is from the annotation of a GenBank genome assembly. Lineage: Eukaryota; Metazoa; Platyhelminthes; Cestoda; Diphyllobothriidea; Diphyllobothriidae.